CUGGCCAAAAGGCUAGAGGGGCUUGGCUAUUUGCUUCUAAAAGGUCACAGCAUUGAAAACUCUACAGAGCAGUUCUGCUCAGCACACACAUGGAGUUGUCAUGUGUCAGAACUGAAUUGACAGCAAGUAACAGCAAGGUGGAAAGGGGUGAGGGAAAUGGUAAGGUAAUCACUGAAAGUAGUUCCUGUGGAUCCCAACUUUUGUAGAGUUGUUCUGUGAACUCUUAUAGGUAGUUUACAUUAAGCAUUGUUUCUUAAAGUAUACAUACCGUUUGUUAUUAAUGAGAUUUUUAAGUGUUAUUUGUUAUCUUCAUUCACUGACUGGGCAAAUUUUAUGUGCCUUGGUAAAUAGGAAAACCCUGGUGGUGUAGUGGUUAAGAGCUACUGCUGCUAAUCAAAAGGCCGGCAGUUCGAAUCCACCAGGCACUCCUUGGAAACUCUAUGGGACAGCUCUACUCUGUCCCAUAGGGUCACUCUGAGUCGGAAUCAGCUAGAGGGCAGUGGACUUGGUAAAUAGAACAAGUACCUCAAAUGCUAAAAAGAAGAUGGCUAGUGAAAACUUUGAAGUUGUGCUUUAAAUUACUGUAGGUUCUCAUUACGCUAUAUAACAACUGCAGUGAGAACGAUAUGGUAUAAAGAAUUAUAGCAGCAAAAUAAUCAUGUUUAUACAAGUUUCUUCAAUAUGGUAAGCUUUUACGUCAAUAUAAAUUUUGUGUGUUUUAAAACUUAGAGAUCUUUUUUCCGAAGUUUGAACUCAAGGCAAAUUUUAAGCCUUAGUUUAAACAUCUAGGUGAUGAACAAACAGUUGGACCUUUUUGUUUUUAAUUGGCUCUUCUCUGUCUACUUUCUGUGUAUUACCAUCACCCCCAUCCCAUUUUUUUCUUUUUUCUAUAGAUCUUGGAAGAUCCAAGUCUGUUUGCCUUUUAGAAAAACAAAAUUAAGACAAAAGAGAGCUUCACAUUGGUCUAACCUAUCAAAUAGCCAAACAUUGUUUAAGAAAUAUAAUUAAUCAUCCGAAGCAGUAUUCUUAUGUCAGAUCUCUGUGUAAAUUUUGCACUCAAAAGGGAAGGCAGAUGGUGGUAGAAUCCAGCUUCCUAAUGUAAUACUUAAUAAAAGCUUUGUAGUGUGGGUUUGUGGUUUAUGAAUUAGAUAAGCUAAUUUUAUAAAGUUAGCAUAAUGGGAAAGUAUAAUGGCUUUUAGGCUCCUAAACUAUUUUAGGCAGUAGUGGUUGUUGGAAACCUUGGUGGUGUAGCCGUUGAGAAGUACAUCUGCUAACUAAAAGGUCAGCAGUUCGAAUUCACCAGGUGCUCCUUGGAAACUCUAUGGGGCAGGUCUACUCUAGGGUUGCUAUGAAUCAGAAUUGACUUGACGGCCACCAGUUUGGGUUUUUUGCUUUGUUUUGUUUUUAGUGGUUCUUAGUUUGCUAUUUUGUGAGUAUCUUUGAGUAGUGUUUUAUUUUAUUAACACUAUACUAGGAAAGAAGUUUUUCCUUCUAGCUAAUUGUGUAGCAGUGUUCUUAGAUCUCUGGGAGUUUUCUGUUUUUUAGUCUUUCAAGUAAAAUUCCAGAAAAGCCUCUUAUGCCCUUAAUUUUUCUUUUUUUGUUUUCUGAUUAUUAAAUAAAUAUAGUCUUAUUGUAGAAAAUAAAAAAAAUAAGAAGAGUACAAAAAAAGAAAACAAAAACUUAUUGCUGUCAAGCCCAUUCUGACUCAUAGCGACCCCAUAGGGUUUCCAAGGCUGUAAAUCUUCACAGAAGGAGACUGUAACAUCUUUCUACCGUGGAGCCGCUGCUGGUUUUGAACCACUGACCUUCUGGUUAGCAGUCAGUCGCUUUACCCACUGCGCCAGAGUAUAAUGCUCAGAAAAGUUUAUGCAUAAUCCCUGUACUAAUGGGAACAAGCCAUUGUUAACAUUAAGACAUACUUUCUUCUAGUCUUUUUGUAAUGAUUUUUUUCCAUAGAUGAAAUUACAUGGUACACAUAUGUAAAUCGUAUUCUCGUUUUCCACUUAUUAUAGCCAAAGCUUUUGCUUAUUAUAUAUAACUUCAUAAAACAUUUUUUUUGAAGAGGUUUUUUUUAUCUUUCAAUUUAAAAAUUGCUUGAAAGCAAUUUAAAUUAUUUUUAUUGUAAUUAUCAUCCUCCCUGUGUACUCCAGUGGGCUAUGCAUAUAAAAACAGAUUUUUUUUUUAAAUGGUACUUUAGAUGAACGUUUACAGAACAAACUAGCUUCUCAUUAAACAGUAUACAUAUUGUUUUAUGACAUUGGUUUACAACCCCACAACACAUCAACAUUCUCCCAUCUCAACCUUGGGUUCCCUGUUACCAGCUUUCCUGUCCCUUCUUGCCUUCUAGUCCUUGCCCCUGGGAUGGUGUGCAGUGCCCCUUUAGUCUUGUUUCGUUUUAUGGGCCUGCCUGAUCUUGGGUUGAAGGGUGAACCUCGGGAGUGACUUCGUUACUGAGCUAAAAGGAUGUCCAGGGGCCAUACUCUCAGGGUUUCUCCAGUCUCUUUCAGACCAGUAAGUCUGGUCUUUUUUUGUGAGUUAGAAUUUUGUUCUAUAUUUGUCUCCUGCUCUGUCCAGGACCCUCUGUUGUAAUCCCUGUUAGAGCAGUCAGUGGUGGUAGCCAGGCACAAUCUAGUUGUACUGAACUCAGUCUGGUGGAGGCCAUGGUUUAUAAAACAUUUUUAAUUGCUGCAUAGAGUUUUGCUUUGUGGAUGAAUCCUAUUUUGCUUAAUUAUUCCAUUGAAUAUUAAAUGGUAUUCAGUGAACAUUUUCGUGUAUAUAACUUUUUAAUUUUUAAUUUUUUAAAGGUGGAGGAAUUGGGGGUAAAUUCCUAGAAGGGAAAUUACUAAGUGAGAAAGUAUUAUUUUUACAUCAAAGUGUAAUGCAUUUUUUAUUGCCAAAUCUGUGUUGUUUAUUAUUGAAAAAUUAGAAAGUGUAGAUAAAGGAAAAGAAGAAAUGAAUCAUCUCUAAUAUCAACUCCCAGAGAUAACCACCAUUCAUUACUUUUAGACCUUUUCUGUGGCAGGUUACUGUGUUUUCUUCAGCACGACACUUGUAUUGAUUCGCUAAAGAGUGUGCAGAUUUGUGGUUCAUGGAACAUUAAAGAUAUUUCACAGAAAAAUGUAGAACAAAAUUCUAACUCACAAAAAAAGACCAGACUUACUGGCCUGACAGACUUACUGGCCUGGUACCCUUUUAGCUCAGUAAUGAAGUCACUCCUGAGGUUCACCCUUCAGCCGAAGAUUAGAUAAUCCCAUAAGACAAAACAAGACUAAAAAGGCACAGCAGCCAAGAGGCAAGGACUAGAAGGCAGGAGGGGACAGGAAAGCUGGUAAUAGAGAACCCAAGGUUGAGAAGGGAGAGUGUUGACAUGUCAUGAGGUUGGUAACCAGUGUCACAAAACAAUAUGUAUACUGUUAAAUGAGGAGCUAGCUUGCUCUGUAAACCUUCAUCUAAAAUACAAUUAAGAUGAACAAAGGGUGGCUUUGGCGGGGGGGGGGGACAAAAAAGAUACUUCACAGAGGUUCUGAAAAUUACCUUAUUAAAAUGGCAGGUGUUGGACAACUUAUCCUUAAGAGAACCUGGAAUGCAAAACUAAAAUCAAGGACAUUCUAAAAACUGCUUUUGUGCGCUGAAAAGCUUUCCACACACGUUUUGGGGCUUUUAUAAUUAGUCAUAAUUCUUUAAAUACUACCUUAAGAUGUAAGAAUUUUUAAACCGUUCCAAAAUAGUUAAAGUAUCAAAAUAGCAUUUUUUAGCAAGAGUAGAAACAAGAGAAGGGCAUAAUUUCAUCCUGAUUGGAAGGUUUCUUGAUGAAGACAACUUAUCUUUUAAUACAUUUCCUAUGUUUGUUUGAAUUUUAUAUUUUGCAUUAAAAUUUGAAGACUUCUCUGUGUAGUCUGGGUAUUCAUCUUGUGCUGUGAAAUAUUUCAGAUUUCAUGAAGCAGCUGUACUCUCUGCAACAGAAGAACCUUACUUUUUACCUAAAAAGUUAAUCUCUAAUGUUAUAUCUAGGCCCAUGAGUGAUCUUUAUGUGUUAAAAUAAAAAUUAUAUUUGUCAUGAUAUAUACAUGCUUUAUUAGAAAUUGUUCUCUAGUUUCUGGACACCCCAGAGCAAUACUUUCUGGCCAGUUAUUCUGCCAAGUAUUGUUCAAAAUUAUCUUUUUUUUUUUUUUUGCAGACGGGGGUGGGGGCAAGGACAAACAUGCAAAAUAAGAGUUGUGGAAAUUUUAUAUUGUUAGAAAUUUUAAGCUUUAACUGACUUGAGUACAUUCUAAUUUUAAAUCUACUGGGAAAUUCUCUAGCAUCAGUCAAUUAAAACAUUUAUUUGGAAAUAACUGAAAUUGGACUUUCUUCUUGGAUUCACAUGACAACAUUUAAUUUAUGGCCCAUUGCUGAUUGUAGAUUCAUUUCCUUGGAGCCAAAUGGAUUCUAAAAGUUCAUUAAGAUACACUUCUUCCUUCUUCAGUGUGCCUCAUACGUCUCCUACAUUCCAUAUUCAUCUUUUUAAAAUAAAUUAUUUAUGUAAAAGUUUCUUUAUACAGAUUAUUUGUGAGAAAUGUUUUUCCAUUCUCCAAAGAGAAGCAACCCAUAUAUCCAGUUUGAGAAUUAUUAGAAUAAAAACAAUUGAAAUAAUUGAAAACGUCAUCAGAAAUUCAUCAUGUUAAAUAACAUUUAAAAAAAGAUAAGCAGUAUAAGAGAUGAAUCCUAGAUGAAGUAAACUGAAAAUCAAUGCUAAACCUUGUUUUAAGUUCUUUAAAAUGAGCACGGUACUUAUAUGUCCCCUGUCAUGGAUUGAAUUGUGUCCCCCCAAAAAUGUGUGUCAACUUGGUUAGGCCAUGAUUCCCAGUAUUGUGUGAUUGUCCUCCAUUUUGUGAUUGUUAUUUUAUGUUGAGAGGAUUAGGGUGGGAUUGUAACACGAGCCUUACUCAGGUCACCUCUCUGAUCCAGUGUAAAGGGAAUUUCCCAGGGGUGUGGCCUGCACCACAGGGAAAGCAAGCAGGGAGUUGGGGACCUCAUACCACCAAGAAAGCAGCACCAGGAGCAGAGGGUGUCCUUUGGACCUUGGGUCCGUGCACCUGAGAAACUCCUCGACCAUGGAAAGAUUGAGGACAAGGACCUUCCUCCAGAGCCGACAAGAGAGAGAAAGCCUUCCCCUGGAGCUGACACCCUGAAUUUGGACUUGUAACCUACUAGACUGUGAGAGAAUAAAUUUCUCUUUGUUUAAGCCAUCCGCUUGUGGUAUUUCUUUUAUAGCAGCACUAGAUAAUUAAGACACCCCCCAUUACAAAAGUCAUGCAUGUUCAUUGUAGACAUUUUUGAAAAGCCCAGAGAAAAAGUAAACAUUCUUAAUCUCACCAUCCAAACCCAGAUAACCACUGUUAAUAUUUUAGUUCAUAUCCUUCUAGUUAUUUACUUGUAUUUUUCAUAUAUGUAAUAAAAUUGAUAUCAUAUAUAUACCUAGUGUUUUAUAAUCUGUAUUUUUUAUUUAAUGUAUUAUUAACAUUUCCCCAUGUUUUCUAAAAAAACUAUCUAAAGCAUGGUUAAAUAGUAUUGUUGCAUAUAACUGUCCAUACUUUAAUCAGUUCCCAAUUAUUGAACAUUUAAGUUACUUCUCUCUCUCUCUAAUUUAACACUUCAUCAGAUAUUCCUAUACAUACAUCCUCACGCUUGUAUCUGAUUAUUUCUUCAGAGUAAUAACUUAGACAUGGAAUUCAUGGUCGGAGGGUAUGCAUGUUACUAAGUCUUUUGGUACAAGAUGCCUUGUUACUUUCCAGAAAAGGAGUACCCAUUAAUUUUCACCAGGAAGAAUGCACAUUUCCCAGCUUAAUAGGGGAAAAUAAUAUUUUUUGUUUUUUUAACUUGCAUUUCUUUGACUACUUUGAUUACAUAGUUUUAUAUAACCAUUUGUCUUUUGUGAGUUAUAUGUCGUUAGGCCUGUUUUUUAAAUUGUGUUGUCUUUUUUAUUGAUUUGAUUUUAAGAUAGAUUAUUUUUAAUCACUCCUUUUAUGGUCUUGAAAAUUCUCAGUAUGUUCAAUUUUUAUGGAUAUAAAAGCAUAAUGACAUUUACCUCUUCUCCAAUCUGUUUUCCAAAUUUAGAAAUUUGUCUUACCUACCAUUGUAAAAGUUACAUUAAGUCUUGAUGAGGAUUUGUUUUAUUUUUUAAAUCAUUUUGUUUCAAAAGCCAGUUUUAAAAAAAAAAUUUACUGUGCUUUAAGUGAAAGUUUACAAAUCAAGUCAGUCUCUUAUACAAAAAUUUAUAUACACCUUUCUAUAUCCUAAUUGCUCUCUCCCUAAUGAGACAGCACACUCCUCCCUCCACUCUCUCUUUUUGGUCCAUUCGGCCAGCUUCUGACCCCCUCUCCUCUUAUCGCCCCUCCGGACAGGAGACGCCAACAUAGUCUCAUGUGGCUACUUGAUUCAAGGAGCUCGUUCUUCACCAGUAUCAUUUUCUAUGCCAUUGUCCAGUCCAAUCCCCGUCUGAAGAGUUAAAAGCCAGUUUUUUAAUUGAAAAAAAAAAAAAUUAUUCUGAAAAAGAAGCUAGAGAACUACAUGUCAGUUUUGCUACUGACUAUUAUUGCUUUCAGAAAUCCUUUCAGUAACCAUGUAAAUCAAUUUUUAAUAAAAUGGUAUGUUCCCAUUCCAAUGUAUAAACUUGAAAAAUACAUCUUUUAAUUUCAAAGAGCUGAUUGUAUGGCAAGAUGAUACUACUUGGUGCUUCAGACAGUAUAAAAUUUACGUAUCAGUAGUAAAGUAGCAAUGAAACAAAUAUUAUCAGAGACAGCAAAUGCAAUGAAUGUUAAUCCUUUGACUUGUUAUUAGAAAACUAGCUCUUGUGUAAUUUCCUUAUAAAAUCCCCAAAAGCUACUUUUUUAUGUGCGGUUUCUUUAAAUUCCACACAUAAAAAGUUUUUAAUUCUUUAAACGGGUUUCUUGAGAAAUGAAUUUUUUUUCUAAAAUUAUCAAACAGAAUAACAUUAAAUUGCAUUUUGAAAACAAAAAAAUCCCUUUUAACAACACUAUUUUCAUUUCUGCUCUUAUAUUUAAUUCCUUGCCCGCCUUGCAAAUAUGUGUUUUACAUAGUUGUUAUUUACAUGUGUAUUUUUUUUACUUAACAUUGUUGGAAACAUUUUCUGUGUAUGGUCUUUUUUUCCCUAAAUUUUAUUUAUUUUGUUGAGAAUGUAUCUGGCAAAACAUACACCAGUUCAGCAGUUUCGACCUGUCCAGUGUAGUGACAUUGAUUACGUUCUUCAGUUGUGCAACCAUUCUCAUCCUCCUUUUCCGAGUUGUUCCUCCCACAUUAACAUAAACUCCCUGCCCCUUGAGGUUCCUAUCCAAUCUUUUGAGUUGCUGUUUAAUCCCAUAAGUGUAUACUCUUCUUGAUUAAUACUUAAAUCUUAUAAAACAAUACAACCAUUUUAAAGAGAAUUUGGAAAAUAAUUUGUAUAUAAAGUGUAUUUUAUGUAUAUAAAAAUAGUAUGUGUUUAUAUAAUAUAUAAAAUACAAUGUUACGUAUAUUUUGUAUCUGGGAUAAUGCAUACAUAAUUGGGAAUUAGGCAAAUAAUAAUUUAGAUGAACAACAACAAAAAAGCGUCCUGCAAUUUACAGAGUGCUUCGUUGGCUUUCCUGACUUGCUCGACUUUUUUUGCAGCCGUGAAGAUUUUAUUCCUUGGUACCGUAUUCAGAAUUAAGUAGGAGAAGGGAUACAGAGAGUGGCAAUAAAAAUAAUAGAUAAAUCUCAGCUGGAUACAGUGAACCUUGAGAAAAUCUACCGAGAAGUACAAAUAAUGAAAAUGCUAGACCACCCUCACAUAAUCAAACUUUAUCAGGUAAUGGAGACCAAAAAUAUGUUGUACCUUGUGACAGAAUAUGCCAAAAAUGGAGAAAUUUUUGGGUGACUUCAGUAGACUGAUGAUUUCAGUGGAGAUAACUUGCUAUUCCAAAACCUUUACAUAAAUGCUGCUUGUGAGUAAUUAUUGACUAUACCAAGGAGCCAUUGACAGCUCUUUAUGUAAGUAUGUAUCCCAUAUAACUUUAUAUAAUGAAGGUAAUGUACCCAGUGCUUCUAAGAUCUCAUUUAGAUGCCAGUUUCUUAGACUCUAUCAAAUUUAUUGAGUAUACACCAUGGAAGCAUACAGAAAUAAAAGGGAUAGUCCCUGCCUUAAAGAAAGAUGAGUCUAGUUUUGGGGCAAAAAAAAAAAACUUUGAAAAUAUUUUAGAUCUAAUCUAUCAACAGAUUCAAAGUAAUAUAGAACAAUGUCAUAAAAUCCUGAGUUAACACAGAAAACACUUAUAAAUUUAAAUCUUGUUGGAAACAGUAAGUCUAUGGGAAAUUGGUGGCUAGGGAACUAUGACCAACAUAAAUAAAUCACUUCUGACUUUUUAACACAUUUAUGGUCAAACCGGGGCACUUGUAUCGUGGCCCUGGGCAGGAGAGAGGAUGAACAACAGAAAUUGGUAGGGUAUCAAAAUCAAAUCUCCUCGUUUAUACUUUUGCCAAGAAUCCUGGUGAUAGGAUGAUAUGUCAUUAAUAUCAUCUGGGAACUCCCUUUGCCACGUCACUCCAAUUUUAAGCAAGUCACCAUGGAAAACAGGGAGCACUUAAAUGUAGACGAGAGUACCUUGAAAUUCAUGUAAAUGAGCAUCUAACUAAUGUAAGGUUGGGGAAGCAGAACCAACCAGAUUAAGAUGACCUUGUUUUGAAAAGUUUUAAAAUAGUUGCUAAUGAUUCUAAUAACAAUAAAUGGUGUUUAUAAAAUAAUUACCAUGUGCCAGAUACUCAACUAAUCAUGUUGUAUGCAUUGUCUCAUGUAAGCCUCCCAUGGGUGGGUGUAUUAUCAUUGUCAUUUUAUAGAUGAGGGAAAGAAGACUCAAAAAAGUAAAAUAAACCUGCCCAAGGUAACACAGUUAGUAAGUGAAAGAGGUAGGAUUCAAGCCCAGAGGAGUCUUUAUUAAAAAGUCUGUGCUCUUAACCAUUAUACUAGUGUUUCUCAAAGCAUGAUUUGUAGACCACAAACAUCAAAAUUUUAUUGAGUACCUGUUUAGAGGUUCCUAAGUUCCAUACCAGAUUUGCUGAAUCAGACUCCUUUAAUGUACAAUCCAGGACUCUGCAUUUUUAACAGGCUUCCCAAAACGAUUCUUAAGUACACUGAAGUGUGAGAACCACUGCGCUAUACUAUAUGGCUACUUAGUUUGAGUACAUAAAGACAAAUAAUAAGGCCUGAUAUGUAGGAGGGUGAAGAAUAUUUCUGGUAGUAAGAAUGAUACAAAAUAAAAUCAUGGAAGUGUGAAUAAGUUCCACAUGGGCUGGCAAUAUUUGUAAUAUUGAAAAACAUACAUUGCAAUACUUAGAGAACUUCGAAGUGUAAAUUAAAGAUUAGGACUGUACUUUGAAAGGAAGACAGUUCCCAGUAAGUUGAAGAGUUUGGUACUUACAUCAUCCCGCUUUGUUAACAACUUACUCACAUCUGCAUCAAUGCUGAAACAUUGUAUUUCCACUGUUUGUUUCCUUCAUCAAGGAAGUAUCCUUGCUUCGGAUAGUCUAUUUUAUUCAUUUUGGGGUCGUCAUCUCCUAGCUUAGUCCCUAGUAGAUACAGAUCCUUAGUAAAUGGCAAGUUAUCUCAUUUUUUUCUUUUAAAACUUUUGGAAGGCCCAAACUGGGCUGGAGUCCUUUCUAGCCCAAUUUGUAGCAGUUUGAGAACCUUGAGCAUCACCUUCCCAUCUAGAUCCAGAGAUCCAGGAGAAGUGUCAAGUUUAGCUUCCAUGAACCAACCACCAAAGUUUUAACCCAACCUUGAAUCCUGAGUCUUUCCAGAUGCCCCCAGAAGAAAAUUCCCAGGAAGACACAGCAGCUUCUCAUCCUGUAUCCUCAGAAAUACUGAUAGCUUCAGUAACUUGACCCUCAGGCCUGGUACCAACUACCCUUCCCCUCCACCAGAAGUGCUGCCCUAAAAGCAGGACAGAGAAGAGAAGAUCCAGCAAUAGAGAUUAUCUUGCUAAUCAUGGCCGGUUAAAUGAGUCUGAGGCCAGGCGUAAAUUCUGGCAGAUCCUGUCUGCUGUUGAUUAUUGUCAUGGUCGGAAGAUUGUGCACCGUGACCUGAAGGCUGAAAAUCUGCUGCUGGAUAACAACAUGAAUAUCAAAAUAGCAGAUUUCGGUUUUGGAAAUUUCUUUAAAAGUGGUGAACUGCUGGCAACAUGGUGUGGGAGCCCCCCUUAUGCAGCCCCAGAAGUCUUUGAAGGGCAGCAGUAUGAAGGACCACAGCUGGAUAUUUGGAGCAUGGGAGUUGUUCUUUAUGUCCUUGUCUGUGGAGCUCUGCCUUUUGAUGGACCGACUCUUCCAGUUUUGAGGCAGAGGGUUCUGGAAGGAAGAUUUCGGAUUCCGUAUUUCAUGUCAGAAGAUUGUGAGCACCUCAUUCGCAGGAUGUUGGUCCUAGACCCAUCCAAGCGGCUAACCAUAGCUCAAAUCAAGGAGCACAAAUGGAUGCUGGUAGAAGUUCCGGUACAGAGACCUGUUCUCUACCCACAAGGGCAAGAAAAUGAGCCAUCCAUUGGGGACUUUAAUGAGCAGGUUCUGCGACUGAUGCACAGCCUUGGAAUAGAUCAACAGAAAACCAUUGAGUCUUUACAGAACAAGAGCUAUAACCACUUUGCUGCCAUUUAUUACCUGUUGGUGGAGCGCCUGAAGUCACAUAGGAGCAGUUUUCCUGUGGAGCAGAGACUUGACGCCCGCCAGCGUCGGCCCAGCACCAUUGCUGAACAAACAGUUGCCAAGGCACAAACUGUGGGACUCCCAGUGACCAUACAUUCACCGAACAUGAGACUGAUGCGGUCUACCCUCCUCUCACAGGCGUCCAAUGUAGAGGCCUUUUCAUUCCCAGCCUCUGGCUGUCAGGCAGAGGCAGCGUUUAUGGAAGAAGAGUGUGUUGAUACUCCAAAGGUAAAUGGCUGCUUGCUUGACCCCGUGCCUCCCGUCCUGGUGAGGAAAGGAUGCCAGUCAUUGCCCAGCAACAUGAUGGAGACCUCCAUUGAUGAAGGGCUGGAGACAGAAGGAGAGGUCGAAGAAGACCCCAGCCACGCCUUCGAAGCCUUUCAGUCCACACGCAGUGGGCAGAGACGGCAUACUCUGUCAGAAGUAACCAAUCAGCUGGUUGUGAUGCCUGGCUCAGGGAAAAUUUUCUCCAUGAGUGACAACCCCUCACUUGACAGUGUGGACUCUGAGUAUGAUAUGGGGUCUGUUCAGAGGGACCUGAACUUUCUGGAGGACAACCCUUCCCUUAAGGACAUCAUGUUAGCCAAUCAGCGCUCACCCCACAUGACAUCUCCCUUCAUAAGCCUGAGACCUGCCAACCCAGCCAUGCAGGCACUGAGCUCCCAGAAACGAGAGGCCCACAACAGGUCACCAGUAAGCUUCCGAGAGGGCCGCCGGGCAUCAGAUACCUCCCUUACCCAAGGAAUUGUAGCGUUUAGACAACAUCUUCAGAAUCUGGCUAGAACCAAAGGAAUCCUAGAGUUGAACAAAGUGCAGUUGCUAUAUGAACAAAUAGGAUCCGAGGCCGACCCUAACUUGGCAUCAGCUGCUCCUCAGCUCCAAGACCUUGCUGGCAUCUGCCCUCAGGUGGGUGCCCUGGGCUCUUCACACAAUGGCUCUGAGGAAGUUUCUCAACAGCAGGAAGGUGUCUCUGGUCUCCCUGACAGCUUGCAUCCUCAGCUUGCCCGGCGGCAAAGCCUGGAAACCCAGUACCUGCAGCACAGACUCCAGAAGCCCAGCCUUCUGUCAAAGACCCAGAACACCUGUCCGCUUUAUUGUAAAGAGCCACCCCGGAGCCUUGAACAGCAGCUGCAGGAACACAGGCUCCAACAGAAACGACUCUUCCUCCAAAAGCAGUCUCAGCUGCAGGCGUAUUUUAACCAGAUGCAGAUAGCAGAGAGCUCCUACCCACAGCCCAGUCAGCAGCUACCCCUUCCCCACCAGGAGAGCCCCGCACCUCCACAGCCGCCGCCGCCGCCAUUCAGCUUGGCCCAGCCCCUGCGCCCUGUCCUGGAGCCUUCUCCUGAGCAGAUGCAAUACAACCCUUUCCUCAGGCAGUACCCGGAGAUGCAGCUGCAGCCCCUGCCCUCUGCGCCAGGCCCCCGUGCGCCGCCACCACAGCUGCAGCGGCCGCCACCGCCACCUCCCCCGCCCCCACCACAGCAGCCCAGGGCCGCCCCGCCGCCCUUACCGUUCUCGUAUCAGACUUGUGAGCUGCCAAGGGCCACUUCCCCUGAGCCAGACUACCCCACUCGUCAGUACGCCAUGGACGGAGCCCGGCCGAGUGGCGCAGCAGUGCCAGACUGCCCCGGAAGCUCAGGACUGCAGGAGACGCCCCCUGGCUACGGCCCUUUAGCCCUCUCUGAGCUACCUGGACUCUUUGAUUGUGAAAUGCUGGAGGCUGUGGACCCACAGCACAGCGGCUAUGUCCUGGUGAAUUAACCUCAGCCCGGGAGGCGAGGUGGGUCACGUGAAGGAAGAGUGUGUAUUUCUGUUUUUAUUCCAGCCUUUUAAAUUUAAAGCUUAUUUUCUUGCCCUGUCCCUAAUGGGGGAAGAUCAGGUUGCCCAGCUGGAAUCAGAGGGCCCGGCUGGGGUGGAAGUCAGCUUCUCCUGGCUCUGCCCCACCACAGAGUUUACUGUGGCAAGUGCUGGAACGUAGCUGUAGGCUGAAGGUCGUGCCCUUUGGUCAAGCGGAGCAAGCUUUCAAGGGAGGCGCCAACACAUAUUUUUAUAAGAAGAUACUCAGACCUAGGUUUUAUUCAGAAUUAUACCAGUUCUUAUCAAGGGAAAAACCAUGGUGAAAGCAGGAAAAACGUGUGCCAUUGCAUGUAUACGGGCAAAAAAAAAAAAAAAAAGGCAAUAUAUUUUUCACUGAAGCAGAGCAACAACAUGUAAGAAGCUUAAAGGCAAAUCAAGAAUGCAUAACGGAGUUUGAUGCACAAGAAAGGAAAAUUGUACCUUGUCAUUGAAUUGUACGUUCAAAGCUGCUGCUGCAAAUUGCUCCCAAGGCUGUCACAAAGCAGUAGGUCAUGAGCUUGCUUGGUUUCAGGGGCCAUGAAUGACAGUCGGUACUGACCCCUGAGAAUGGCAGUCGCCUCCCUGCGGGAGCAGGCGACACACCUCUUCAGAAAGUGCCCCGGGUUACAGGGUGUCCGUGUGUGUACUCAGAGCCCCAGAAAUGUCACCUGUGGAACCGGCAGGAGACCCACCGCAGCAGGGGCAAGAAACCAUGAAAAAGCACCAGCCCGGGGCCCGGGGAGACGGGCUCUUCCUGACCGGUCUCUUGUGGAGACUUCCGGUUUUGGAGCAGUUGGUCUCUAGAGGACCUGUUGUCUUUUAAAAUGUAAUAACUACUUUGACUUUACACUAUAUGUUGCUAGUAGUUUAUUGAGCUUUGUCUAUUUGGACAGUUUGAUAUGGGGCUUAGAAAUUUUACGGACAAGGAAAAUGAACUUUUAUCUCCCAUGUGAAGUGGUAGUACUGUGCCUUUUCCCCCCAGACCAUGCUUUAAUUUUCUUUUCUGUAGAAACCAACAGUUUUCCAUUUAUGUCAAUGCUAAAUCCAAAGUCCCUUCAGAGUUUGUUUUCCACCAUGUGGGAAUUAGCAUUCUUAAUUUCCCUAAAGUUUGGAUUUAUAAUGAAAUGUUAGAGUAUUACAGCAAUAUUCAAAGAACCACAGAUGUGUUAACCAGUUAAGCAGAUCAUCUGCCACACGUUUUAUUACUAGUAAAACUUAACCCUUAAGAUUUAUGAAAGUUUAUUAAAAAAAAAAAAAAAAUAGA
Molecule: messenger RNA, 13804 nt
Organism: Loxodonta africana (African savanna elephant)
Lineage: Eukaryota; Metazoa; Chordata; Mammalia; Proboscidea; Elephantidae
Gene: SIK2
Product: salt inducible kinase 2
Exons: 16
Coding region: 10126-12465 (779 amino acids)
Biological process (GO): protein phosphorylation; intracellular signal transduction
Cellular component (GO): cytoplasm
Molecular function (GO): protein serine/threonine kinase activity; ATP binding; magnesium ion binding
Source: RefSeq, a predicted model, not a curated record